UGCAGGACGUGUCGCAAUGACGGCAAAGAAGAAUCCGGCUUUGCCAGGUGGAAGUGCCAAGGAGAACGUGCUGCAGAGGGUCCUGCAGCUGCCCGUGGUGAGCUCGACCUGCGAGAGCCUGCAGCGGACCUACGCCAGCACCAAGGAGGCCCAUCCGCUCGUGGCCUCCGUGUGCGACGUCUACGAGAGGGGCGUGCAGGGCGCUGGCGCGCUGGCCAUGUGGAGCGUGGAGCCGGUGGUGCGCAGGCUGGAGCCGCAGCUUGCUGUUGCCAACGACCUGGCUUGCCGGGGCUUGGACCACCUGCAGGAGAAGAUCCCAGCCCUCCAGUACCCAGUGGAUAAGCUUGCGUAUGACCUGAAGGACACCAUCUCCUACCCGCUCCAAAGCGCCAGAAACUCCAUUUCCAGCACCGUGGACAAGGUCAUGGAGAUGGCGGCAGAGGGUUAUGACAGGACCAGGAGCACAGUCCAGACCACGGCAAGGUAUACAAGGAGCAACUCGGUGAGCCAGAUGGCAGCCGCAGGGGUGGACACGGCGCUGGGAGGGCUGGAGAAGCUGAUGGAGUAUCUCCUCCCAGAAGAGGACGAAGAAGCAGAUCAGAAGCCCACGGGUGUCCGCAGGUCAGCAGCGAAGUCCUCCCAGGCGCAGCCCCGCGCUCCGGAGGCUCCCAGUGCUCCCAGCAGCCCCAGCACCCUGGGCCGGAUCGGAGCCCUGGUGAGUGCCGUGUCCCAGCGCGCCUACCAGCAAACAGCCCACAGCCUCCGGCGCGCCACAACCAAGGGGCAGGAGCUGGCCACGUGGAUCCCCGUCGUGGGCAGCUUGGUGAAGCCGCGCGCGGCCCCGGCGCAGCGUGGCAGCUCCCAGGGGCACGGGGCUCCGGCCGGCUGCCUGAGCCGCAGGCAGAGCACGGUGCCGGUGCCGGCGCAGAAGCAGGAGAAAGCGGAGGAGAAGAGAGAGGAAAACGUCACCAAUGAGGCAGGGGACGGUCCCGGGCUGGUGGGCAGCAUGGCUCAAAACCUGCAAACUGCCUACGUUUCUGGCAUCUCCAGUGUGAAGAAGGUCCCCGCGGUAGCCUGGGAUGCGGCGGAGGGUUUGAUCCUGUUCACCCCCCGCAGGCUUUCCAAGGCCAUGGAGACUGUGGAUGCUCUUGGGGGAACCCUGGUCAGUGCCCCCAAGCAUCUGCUGGGCACCCUGUACAGCUACGUGCCGCUUCGCAGGCAGUCAGUGAAGGAAGAUGAAACUGCUCGUGGAAGCAAACCCAGCAGUGAGGCAGAGCGGAAGGAGGAGGAUGCCAAGCCUGCCACUCCCUCCUCCGAGGAGAAAUCCCAGCUGAAAGGAGACUGGAGGAUCCGCGGCCACCACCCCUUCUCCUACCUGGGCCUCGAAGACCCCCUCUUCAUACGCCACAACCCGUAUCGGAGCCCCAACUUUGAGCCCGAGUGCCCUCUCCCUCGCAAAUCCGCCUUCACCCCCUACAGCAGGCGGGUGAGCGAAGGCUCCUAUCGCUUCCACCCUGAGGCGAUGUAUUCCCGGGCCUACUACGCCAACCUCUACGGCAGCCCCUACAAGAAGGACUGA
Messenger RNA from Tinamus guttatus (white-throated tinamou), 1579 nucleotides. It is a transcript of the gene PLIN1, whose product is annotated as perilipin 1. Gene Ontology annotation, biological process: lipid metabolic process. The record is from RefSeq and is a predicted model, not a curated record. NCBI's taxonomy places the organism in Eukaryota, Metazoa, Chordata, Aves, Tinamiformes, Tinamidae. Gene Ontology annotation, cellular component: lipid droplet.